Racocetra fulgida is the source of this 561-nucleotide messenger RNA. The record is from the annotation of a GenBank genome assembly. Lineage: Eukaryota; Fungi; Glomeromycota; Glomeromycetes; Diversisporales; Gigasporaceae.
AUGCGUAUUACUGACCCUAAUUUUUUCACGGUGGAUGCGGUCGAAUUAGCCCAAAAAUUACUCGGAAAAAUUUUGGUGCGAAAAAUUAACGACCAAAUCAUUAAAGUCAAGAUUGUGGAAACUGAAGCCUAUAUGGGAUUGACCGAUAGAGCCUGCCACUCUUAUCAAACAAAUCGGCCACGAAAAAAAGCCGCCGCUUUGUAUAAUCGAGGCGGCUGCGUCUAUGUUUUUCUUAUUUAUUACCGAUACUAUUGUUUUAAUAUUUCCUCCUCUUGGGUUGGUGACCCGCAAGGGGUUUUAAUUCGGGCCGUUGAACCACUUGACCAUCACACUAUCCCUGUUAUUUCUCAUCACGACAAGAAAAAAAAACAGCAUUAUCAUACCAAUGGCCCGGGUAAAUUAUGCCGAGCUUUGCAGAUUGACCUUAGUUUAAACCACCUAGAUUUAACUACCAAUAAUUUAAUUUACUUAGAAGACCAACCACUACUCACCGCAGAAGCAAUCAUUGCCACCGCGAGAAUUAACAUUGACUACGCCAAGGAGGACAAAGACCAUUUAUGA